Molecule: messenger RNA, 1067 nt
Organism: Acanthaster planci (crown-of-thorns starfish)
Lineage: Eukaryota; Metazoa; Echinodermata; Asteroidea; Valvatida; Acanthasteridae
Product: receptor-type tyrosine-protein phosphatase F-like
Biological process (GO): protein dephosphorylation
Molecular function (GO): protein binding; protein tyrosine phosphatase activity
Source: RefSeq, a predicted model, not a curated record
ACCAUUGCAUUAGAUCUCACAGUAGACUGCCAGUCAGUUGAUAUGAGGAUCAUGUUGACUGUAAUGAGUUAAAUUGAACAGUCAUGGCAGACCGUGUGAUUGUAGUCUUUCUCCUGUUGGGAUUGCUUACAGAAAUUACAGUUGCUUCAGCCACCCUUGAUUUUACUUGCAUCACCAAGCCCCGCAUUAAUAUCGACGACGAAGACACCUACAUUGCUGCUUAUCUGCAUGGUAGUAAUGGGUCGCUGUCUUUCCGGCAAACAUUGGCGCCGGCCGGUACUGACCACAACACAGAGACGUUACCUCCGAACAGCAGUUUAUUAGCAACGGCCCAGUCAUUACAAGAGAGUGCCGUCUUUAAUAAACUUGAAUUACCGGUGACUGGAGGGAAGACUAGAAUCGGAGCCUUUGACUGUGACGUAACAAUGGCGGGAGGAGGCAGCAGCAGCAUAACAACCAUCAUUAUGAGCAGCAAAGCCGACUUCGUUCCGAGGCGUGCGAGUCUGACGGCCAACCUGGGUGAUGCGGUCAAUCUCAAAGUUACUGCAGCUGACUUAAAUAGUCAAAAAUACCGAUGGAGAAAGGACGGCAGUGAAUCCAUUAGGAGCCAAAAAAACCAGCUCAGUUAUGAUCUUUAUAAUGUGACUAACUCAAGCAGUGGGAUCUAUGAGGUCCAUCUCAACGGUAAACGUAGAGAUGGAAGCCAAGCACUUAUGCAGUUGAUAGUCAGAGACUGCAAACAGAGUAAAUGGAAUCCGCCUUCAUGUAACAUGGACUGCCCAACGUGUUUGAAUGGCGGUGUUUGUGACGACACGAAUGGAGACUGCAUUUGUCCUCCAGGCUUUAGUGGAGAUUUGUGCAAGAUACCGGAAGGUCCAAAUCGUUUUGGACAAACAGGAAGUUUCCGCUGUGACUCUCCUGAACUGGGAGGCGGUCCUACGUGUGCAGGGACGCUGUUCUGUUUACCAGAUCCUUAUGGUUGCUCGUGUGCUGCUGGGUACCAGGGAAUUGACUGCAAUGAAAGUAAGUACAGAUUUCAGGCCGUUAUUGAAAUCUUGGUUAAGUGA